Aspergillus welwitschiae is the source of this 2349-nucleotide messenger RNA. Its product is annotated as putative meiosis specific protein Hop1. The coding region runs from base 1 to 2349 and encodes 782 amino acids. The transcript is spliced from 10 exons. Lineage: Eukaryota; Fungi; Ascomycota; Eurotiomycetes; Eurotiales; Aspergillaceae. Gene Ontology annotation, biological process: meiotic recombination checkpoint signaling; synaptonemal complex assembly. The record is from RefSeq and is a predicted model, not a curated record. Gene Ontology annotation, cellular component: nucleus.
AUGGUUCGAAUUAAGUUCACCGGGCCUCCCUCGACGGUCCAGGUACAGACUCCGCAGAAUCUCCGGUCCCUUGCCGCUGACAGCAGGCCUGUUGCUCGCAUCAGGGCACAAGAUGUGAUCGAAGCUUCCGCCAUAUUGAAGCUCCAAGAAAGCAUGCAUUUGAAGCAGCUGCAAAGCUUGGAGAUGGUCCAGAUCAUGCUACAUGUCUCGUUCGGAACACUUUUCUAUCUUCGGGAGUUUUUACCGCUUCCAUGUUUCGACGAUCGGGACCUGAGAGAAGCUCAACGAGAAGGCGAUCUUUCUUAUCGGCAAUUCAUUGACAAGAAGACACACAGCGAAGUCCUCGCUUGCAAAGAAGACGUACCAUUUGGCAGAGGCAAGAAAGGUCAGCCGUUGAAGAUCAUACUCCGGGGGUCAGAUCCCAAAGCGGAUAUGAUACUUGAUAUUCUGGAAACCGGCAUCUUCGAUGCACUCAGCAAAAACGUGCUUGAAGCUGUUCAAUUGACCAUACUCGUCGAUAAGGAUGCGCCCGAGAAUGUACUAGAGUCAUACACAUUCUCCUUCAGAUACACAGGGGUGGACAAUGAUGUCAACACUCGCCUUGAAAGCUUAUCUAUCGAGCCAAUGGGCUGUGUGGCCGACAUGAAAACAGCACAAACAGCCCGGAUAGGCCUAGAGACGAUCGUAAGGCGUUUGAUCACUCUUAGUGCCUUUCUUCCCACUCUGCCGAACAAGAGAAGCCUAGGGGUUCACCUUUUCUAUACGGAGGAUUGCCCUCUUGACUAUGAACCUCCGGGGUUCAAUGGGGCAGAGGAUGAUACGAUCAAAUUCCCACUCAACGAGAACUGGAAAAGGGAAUCGCAGUCUUGUGGACAAAUGAACAGCGGACGACAUACUGUUGGGCUUAAAGUCACCUCGCUCAAGUGGAUUGGCCCCGAGCCCGAGGGAGCAGAACCGCUACCUCAGAUACCUCCUGAUCUUGAGUUCAACGACCCCGUGCGAAGAAUGAAAGAUAUAGGGUUUGAUGACAAGGAGGGCAUCUUGCGCAUACUGGGAGGUAGUGGCAGUGCAUCUAGGGAGAAUUCCUUACGCCAGGACACCGAUCUUUGCUUAUCGUUUUGCCAGAAAGCUGAGUAUGAGAAAGUGUCUACGCAGGAUCUUGUGGAAAAGCAUCAAUUACAAAUGAUGCUACCUUCGCAAGGGACCGAAGGUUUGGAUGGUGAACUGGUACCUACACAGCCAAUUAAACCUGGCACUACGUUUGAGAACGGCAAUUUAACGAAGAGUCGGAAAUUUGUCCUCACAGAAGAAAGCAGGUACAGAAUCCAGAAAUAUCUGCAUUCACAUCACUCCAUUGCUACGAGAACAGUCGAGGAGCAAAACCGUGUCAGAUGCCAAUGUGGUUGGGAUGGUGAAGAGGAGGCCAUGGCCCAAUGUGCCUUUUGUCAAACGCGCCAACAUUUGUUAUGCUACGGAUACGAAGAUGCCCAUGACCCAAGAGUUCCCGACAUUCAUGCUUGCUAUCGAUGCUUGCUUACGCCAGACGAACCUCAAUUGCUCCAUGAGAUGAAUAGUUUGGUACUUUUGAGGAGAGCAGUGAGGAUCAUAUCAAACGAAGGUUAUCCCCAUAGAACGUCAUUAUUCACACAGAAGCUUCAUUGCAACGGGCAUACCACUGUCCAAAUCACUGAUCUGCUGAAGAAGCGCAGACUCCUCCAGCCGACUCCGGGAAGUAAAGUCAGAGGAUUCUCACUAAAGGGCUUGCCCAGGUUCAUGUUCCCUAGCUCGGGGGACAUCCAACUCCGACUACAAGCAGAGAUACUUAGCCCCAUGAUCAAAAUUCAGCAUCAUUACGUCCACGAUAUUCCGCAGGACUCGUUUCAGCCAUCUCAAGUAGUGACAAAUGAUGAGUUACACUGCAUCACAAGAUCAUUUUCUCAGGAAGAUGAACAAGAAGAAUCGCUUCUUGAUGCCCACGAAAGUGGAAGGAAGACACCCGAACCCACGGAGAAAUCCACUAGCAUGGUAGCAGAAACCCGAAGUCGGAAGAGACUGGCGUCAUUGGCAAACGAACACAGUCAACCCAAUACCCCGAAAGAUACUGCUCAAAAAGAUGCGUCCCCAACAAAGCUAGGAAGUGAUCGAGUCCUGAGGAAAGACAGUAGGAAUCAAGCCGAACAGCAAGUCAAAUCCGUCAAAAACGUAACCCCUCGCUCCAAGCAAACACCCAAUCGUCGGGUUUCUAGCGAAGGCAGUGUACGCCGCAGCAACCGAAAGAGGCGCAAGAUCAGCAAUUACUCCAAAUUUGUCGAUGUUGGCGCGGAGCAUUCUGAGAACGACAGUUCCUAG